AUGAAAUUGCACCUGCGUGGACAUCUUCAAAUCCUUCCUCAGUUAGAUCAAAUGGCCGCCGUUCUUGUUGAAUCUGUGAUUGUGGGUCGCGAUCCGAUCAGUUACAAUCGCAUUAGUAGACAACACGCGCAAGUUAUCGAACGCGCAAUCGGCGACCUGAACAAAAUCACUGCCUACGUUGAAUCCAUGCAGCAAGAAACAGAGACGGCACUGAGCAUGAUAAAUGACGCAUUGGCCGAUGUCAGCAAACAAAAAAAGUCAGGAGAGACUCAAAAAUAUAUCGGAGGCGCGGCUGUCGGUGCCGGUACGGAAUUCAUCGCUGUGGGUACUGCGUCUGGUGUCAAAUUAGCCCUUACUAGUGCGGCAAUAAUGGCAAAUCCCGUUUUAGCGCUCAUGGUCACAGGCACUGUAAUAGGAGCUGGUGGUUUUGUCGCGUAUAUGAAGGGCGCAGCGAUCCAAGUCGAUUCAACUGAUUUAACUAAAACAUUGAAAGCAAUACAGGCGUCAUUUCAUCGAAUUCGGACGCUGACUGAGGAUCAGCGAACAUAUUUGCUAGAGAUGCAAGGGAAGUCAGCAAAAGGGAAGGCCUCAAUGAACGGAAUUCUUCAUGAGGGUGAGGGUGUGAGGGUGAGUAUUAUGGAAAAGAUAUAG
Molecule: messenger RNA, 651 nt
Organism: Didymodactylos carnosus
Lineage: Eukaryota; Metazoa; Rotifera; Eurotatoria; Philodinida; Philodinidae
Source: the annotation of a GenBank genome assembly